This is a messenger RNA of Cannabis sativa, 647 nucleotides long. Its product is annotated as protein transport protein Sec61 subunit beta. NCBI's taxonomy places the organism in Eukaryota, Viridiplantae, Streptophyta, Magnoliopsida, Rosales, Cannabaceae. Gene Ontology annotation, cellular component: Sec61 translocon complex. Gene Ontology annotation, biological process: intracellular protein transport. The record is from RefSeq and is a predicted model, not a curated record. The transcript has a single exon. The coding region runs from base 123 to 422 and encodes 99 amino acids.
AUAAAUACAGUAUUAUUGGAUUUGGUAAACUCACCAACCAAACCAAAUAAUUUCAGUGACCAAAUUUACUCUCUCACACACACAAACACACCUGUCUCCUUCUUUCAAAGACACGCUCAACAAUGGUGAGAGGUUCUUCUCAGUCACAAUCCUCAUCCUCCCCCAACUCCCGCCCUGGCCUCGUGGCUCCUCGCGGCUCAGCUGCAGCCACAGCUGGAAUUCGCCGCCGCCGACCUGGAGCAACUACUGCCAAAACAACCUCCACCGGUCACGGCGGCGGAGGAGCUACCAAUUUGCUGAGAUUCUACACCGAAGACGCUCCCGGUUACAAGAUCGGUCCGACUAUCGUCCUCGUGAUCAGCCUCUGCUUCAUCGGCUUCGUUUCGGCUCUUCACGUCUUCGGUAAGCUUUACCGGUCUUAGAUUCGAUCAUGCGAAAUCGGAUCAUCUCAUGGAUCGUAUAAGGUGUUUCAGUCUUCUUUGCUCUGUAAAAAUGGUGUUAGGGUUUUAAUUUUAGUUUGGUGUUUUUAGAUAUUUUGGGAUAUUUUGAUCUGAAGCUAAUUAAUUAAUUAACUAAUGAGUUUUGUAUUUGGGUUUUAUUAUCUUUAAUUAAUUUAUAUAUCAUAGUUUUAAUUAAUUUUCUCUUUA